UUUAAGGGGGAUCACGUGACGUAACAUGGAUGUCACCUUUUAUCAGUCUGUUGUGAUCUUACACUACAGAUCCUGUUCCUAUUGUGCUUAAAACACAACCGUCGUGGAACAGAAACAAAACAUUGCAGGCACAGGGGACAGUGAAACCUUUGACCAGCCGAGUGACCGAUCCAGAAGCGGACGGAAUUUCUGCCCAGCGGCUCUGCCCAUGUCUGCAGGCGGCGUUGAAGUUGCCUGGACCCCGGAGAGCUGAGCGCAGUGCCACCGGCCGUCCAGCCUAGCGAAGCCCGGCGUUUUCUCCCUCUUAUCCUUGGCCUGGCUGUAACGUCGGUAGAUAUUUUAUAAAAAAUGCUGGCUGCGGAUGGCGAUGGCGGUUACAAUGGUCCCGCUGCGAAUAUGGACACUUCGGAGGAAACGGGGAACGACGGAAAGGACCAAAAGAAGCAAGGGACCAGGGUCUUCAAGAAAUCCAGCCCAAAUGGAAAGAUCACAGUGUACCUGGGAAAAAGAGACUUUGUCGACCACCUAACACACGUGGACCCAGUAGAUGGCGUUAUCCUGGUGGACAAAGAAUACCUGAAGGACAGAAAAGUGUUUUCACACAUUCUAGCAGCAUUCCGAUAUGGGCGUGAGGACCUGGAUGUGUUGGGGCUGACGUUUAGAAAGGACCUGUACAUCGCCUCCGCCCAGGUCUACCCACCGCAGCCCUCCGAACAGAAGCCUCUAACCAGACUUCAGGAAAGGCUCAUCAAAAAACUGGGACAGAAUGCCUAUCCUUUCUUCUUUGAGAUGCCCAAAAAUGCACCAUCAUCGGUCACCCUGCAGCCUGCCCCAGGGGACACUGGGAAGGAAACACCAUGUGGUGUGGACUACGAACUGAAGGCAUUUGUUGCAGACAGCAUAGAAGAGAAAGCUCACAAAAGAAAUUCUGUACGACUUGCCAUCCGUAAAGUGACAUACGCCCCCUCGACGCCUGGACCUCAGCCCUUCGCAGAGGCCAGCAGAGAAUUCAUGAUGAGCGCCAACCCUCUACACCUGGAGUGUUCGCUGGAUAAAGAGUUGUACUACCAUGGGGAGCCCAUCAACGUUAACGUGCAGAUAACCAACAACUCCAACAAGACAGUCAAGAAAAUCAGAAUAUCAGUUCGACAGUUUGCUGACAUCUGCCUGUUCUCCACGGCUCAGUACAAGUGUCCAGUUGCCAUCCUGGAAACAGAGGACGGUUUUCCUGUAGGGCCCAGCCAGACGUUAUCCAAGGUGUACACGGUCUGCCCGCUCCUGAAGAACAACCUGGACAAACGGGGACUGGCGCUGGACGGCAAACUAAAGCACGAGGACACCAACCUGGCCUCAUCCACCAUCAUGACAAAGGACACAACCAGAGAGAAUCUUGGGAUAGUUGUGCAGUACAAGGUUAAAAUCAGGCUGAUCGUGGCCUAUGGAGGAGACCUGUCUGUUGAGCUGCCCUUCACUCUGAGCCACCCCAAACCUGAGACCCCACCUCCCAGCCCUAAACCUGACAGGGCACAAGAAGCACCAGUGGACACAAACCUCAUUAAUCUGGAAACCAGCGAAACCCCGGAUAGUUACGGUAAGGACGAUGAUGACAUAAUCUUUGAGGACUUCGCUCGCAUGCGACUUAAGGACCACGAAGGCGGCGACACCGAAGCCUGAGGAAACCCAAAAAGGCUCCCUCUUGAUUCCGCAAAGUUGGUGUCACCAUUUUCCUUCAAAACAGAACUGCCUUCAGAUGGUAGGGAGUUCCCUAGACUGCCUUGUAUAUUAUCAACAACCGUUGGAAAGUAUUGCUUGAUUGAAGUUUCAAAUUUCGAUCCAACACAAAACAUAAUGGCUGUUUGGCCAUACCUUCAGCCUUUGUCAGGUUGACUGACCCAAGUACUUCUGUCACAUGACUAGUAGUGGGUCAGAGGAGCCUGGGAGGCUGCACAGGAUUAAAAGUUGAAACUUUGAUCAUCUUUGCUACCAACACAGGUUGAUUUUCAUGCUAAUAAAAGUCUCAUUCUUUAGAUAGAUAAUGGAGUUACGCAUAUACUACCAACCACCUAGCCAAUAACCAAGACUCAUAUGUGUAAUAUUGUGACCAAUGAACGUGAUGAUUUUGUAACUGCCAUACCAUUGUGUGAAUAGUCUGUGGUAAAAAACAAAAGGACCGUAAAUUCGUCUGCAAUGUAUCAUAGAAUCGCAGUCGAUAGUUACAUAGUUUAUUGCACAUUUAUAUUGUGUUGAAAAUCUAUCUAGGAUAACUGUCUUGUAAAGUGGAUGUUUUGUAUAAAUUUUCUAGAGUGGGUAUACAUGUACUUUCUAGCCAAGCCUUUUUUUUUCAUAAAUCCAGAUAAUCAAAAUCACAAAUUCUUCAGGUCGUCUAAUUCUUCAUUUCAUAAUUCAGGUCUUAUUUAUUUCCAAUAAGCCUCUUCAAUAUAUGAUACAUAUUGCUGGAAGUUGAUUUUGCUAUACAAUAUAUAUUUACAUUGUAUAUCUAAAGAUAAAACUACCAUGAACAAGAACACUAUCAGUACAUUUGCAAGGGACCACUGCACUUAUGUCAACAAUACUAAAUGCCAUAUUUUGCGUAGCUUUAAGACCAUAAUAUUAACUUAUCUGGAUUCAUGAAAAACUAUUGAAUGUUUGUCUGCCUAUAUUCUAUUUCAAGGUUGACACUAGUCUUUGUUGUUACUGGUGAGUCUGUAAUGUCUUGUCUGUUCGGCUCUUGUACAGUUGUAGGUUCCAGGCCAAGCUUUGUGAAUCCAACCCUUACAUUUUAUAAAGGUAUAGAAUAUAUAUAUAUAUACGUGUGACACAGCCAUCGACAGUAUGCUAAAAGUAAUACUUCUGUAACUCUCCAGACUUUGUACAUGAAUGUGAAAAAUGUGAGUUUUUGAACUGCAGAUGGAACUAGUACAGCUCGAGUGUUAUUUUUAGAGCACUUUUUUAAAGUAAGGAAAGUGCAAAAGUAGAGUACAGGUUUAUUAGGACUCCUGAAGUGAUGAACAGAGGUCUUUAACCUUCUUCCAGCUGAGGAAGCCUUUUGGUCCAAACCAGAGGAGGCAGAAGGCAUAUCCCAGAGUUCCCUGUGACCUUUGACCCUCAGCUGGCAGGGGUUUGUGGAACGAGCAAGGAUUCCUCUUAAGUUUUGCCCAAUUUGCCCAUAUAUAUGUUCGAUAGACAGGAAACGGCAAUGUAUUGUGGGAUACGCCUUCUACCUCCUCUGGGUCCAAACUGUAGAGGUAACAUUAGGUCAGACAGCAGGGAGAAGGUGAACUGUCCACACGCUGAACAUUGACUUGUGGGAGUUGAAAGAUAAGCACAAAUGUCCGAGGACAUGACCUUCAACAGUCAGGAAUACUGAUAAUAACAGGUUUGUGUCAGCAGAACCUGUUCUGAUUUGACUGUUAUGUGUGCCGCCAUCUUGGAAAGUCAAAGUUUAAGUUCAAGGGCACUGUAUGUUUUCAAACUGUUCAUUAGACAAGGCCGACUUGUAAAUGAUGGGGGCAAUGUAAGAAGUAUGAAUGAGGGAGGGGGGCACUUUCGAUAAAAGAAAGCAGGUGGACCAAGUGUGAUUAUUUUCAGUGAACCACCCAAAGAAAAUCUUAGUAAGUACUGAAAUCAAGUCUUAUGCCAGCAUGAGUCUUAUUUCUUUCCUGCAUCCAUUGAAGUUUUAUUUCUAUACUAAUUAUUAAAAGCCUAGAAGGGAGAUAAAAUCAGCUAGCGAUUUAAUUCUUGUAGCAAGAAGUAUAAGAAUACUGACUUGUCCAGUAGACGAAAUGGAAGAAGUGACAGUAUAAAGGAUAUGAUCUUAGAUAUGUAUGAUAUAUUAAGUAAGAUAUCAUUAUGAGAACACUAGUGAACACAUUGUGCUUGAAGACACAAAAGCUUAAAUAUUGUCCUAAAGACUUUAUCCUUAUUAAUCCAUAUAAAGAAAAAAUGAAUUCGUAUGAUAAUAGUAUAUUGUGAGCUUGUCCCUGCUAGUUACAUGGACAUGAGCAUUAUUCCCUUGUGAAUUGUUCCUUGAUUCUGCCAUGUUUUGUGAAGUUCCCAUGCUUGGCUCUCUUGUAUACAGAUGAAGAAAAAAAAACUGUCGCUACACUAGAUGUAGUUAGCCAAACUAAAUCAGUUAUUAACAUGAGAAAACCCCAGUCAUGAACUAAUAGAUCCAAACAAGUUUGGUGUUCAGUUAGUACAAUGUUGUGUCAUCGCUAAACACACUAGGUAGUGUUGAGUUUAAAGAUUUGUUGUUGUUGUCACCUCAUCUGGUUUUGUAUUUCGUGCAACCAGUUAAGUAUAGUGUCUGGCAGCCCAAAUAUCAGAUAUUUUUUAGUCAGAUUAAUUAUUAAUUAUUGUUGUAGAGCCGUGGAUGUCACAAUCUUCUGUUUGAGUCGUAAUCGGUCUAGGUUCCAAUUAUUCCAUGACAGAAUGAACUUAAGUGUUGUCCAUAAUCUAGCAUCAUAUGAAAUUAUUGUGUAUAAAUAUUAUAUAUAUAUGAUUAUGAUUAAAACUGUAACUUGUAUGCCAACCACACGUGGGUUUUGUAUCAUUUUGUUUGGGUGCUUUUUUUGUGAGUGAACAUUUGUAGCAUGCACUUACACACCAGUUUAUGAGUUACAAGUCAGAUGGUUAGCAAAUUGAUUCUGGAUAUCAAAUUUCAUAUUUUUUUAAUUAUCUGUACCUUACACUAUUGAUUGCUAUCUAACGUGCAUUACAUAGUAUAUUUGCGAUGAUUAAUAUGAAAUUGUCACCAUUUCUGGUGAAAAGCAUGGCAAUUUAACUUUCGGUACACUAAUGAUCGAAUUUCCAUGAACAUUCCUUGGUCAUCCUAUUUUCAGCUCACCAAAUAUUACUGCUGCAGUUCCAAGAAACGCUGCAUGGAGGUGCAAACUUUUUUUUCACUUUUUUCCUGAGCAUACUGUCAAUAUUCAAGGCCGGCUGACAGACUGAAUUCAGAACAAAAGAUGUAAAAUGUUGUAGUUUACCCUAAUGUAAAUCUUCACAUUUGUUAAUCCUAUAAUCACGAAGAUACAGAAAAAUCCUGGGCAUCACAUACCUAGACUAUGUCACCAACAAGGAAGUCUACAAUAUUAGUACAUUAGCUAUUGUACCA
Messenger RNA from Branchiostoma belcheri (Belcher's lancelet), 5116 nucleotides. RefSeq names its product beta-arrestin-1-like. Gene Ontology annotation, molecular function: G protein-coupled receptor binding. Gene Ontology annotation, biological process: G protein-coupled receptor internalization; signal transduction. The record is from RefSeq and is a predicted model, not a curated record. Bases 349 to 1674 code for a protein of 441 amino acids. The transcript is spliced from 17 exons. NCBI's taxonomy places the organism in Eukaryota, Metazoa, Chordata, Leptocardii, Amphioxiformes, Branchiostomatidae. Gene Ontology annotation, cellular component: cytoplasm.